AUGAAAUACAUGAAACUGCCAAUUCGGUCUAUUUUGUUGUCGAUAUUGUGGCAGGAGAGAUUAUUAUAAAGAGUGAGAGAAACACGUAUCAUCAAUCUCAAUGUUUAGGUUUCUUACCAGCUGAAACAUUGCAAAGAUCGUCCUAAAGCCUAUUAUUAGCUUUGAAUCAUCUGCAUUAAUUUAAUAUUGCGCAUAGAGAUCUAAAACCUGAAAAUCUACUUCUUAAAUCUGAUGAAAAUAAUUAUGAUAAUAUCUUAGGGGAUUUUGGUAUAGUAAUUCUAUGA
Messenger RNA from Paramecium sonneborni, 284 nucleotides. NCBI's taxonomy places the organism in Eukaryota, Ciliophora, Oligohymenophorea, Peniculida, Parameciidae. The record is from the annotation of a GenBank genome assembly.